AUGUGGGAAUGGGAAUGGCAAAUUCCAAGAUUUUCCUUUGCUUUGCUCCCUGCAGGCCUGGAGGAGCUCCCACAGCCCAUCCAGGAUUCCGGGAAUAUUCUGAAGCAAGGAUACCUGGAGAAGAGAUCUCGAGAGCCCAGCUUUUUCGGCUCCGAGUGGCACAAGCGCUGGUGCGUCCUCACCCAACGGAAUUUCCUCUACUACAGCAACGAGAAAAGCAAGCACCCCAAAGGCUCCUUUCCCAUCGAGCGCUACCAAGCCUAUCUGGAUUCCCAGCUCCGGAAAGAUUCCCGGAAAAAAUGCUGCUUCCACCUGCUCUGCCCUGGAAAACGCUCCUAUGAGUUCACAGCUCCGAGCCCGGCCGAGGCCCAGGAUUGGGUGGAGCAGAUCCGGUUCCUCCUCAAGGACCUGAGCUCCCUGACCAUUCCCUGCGACGAGGAUGAGGAGGAUGAACUCUCCAAGGAUCGGGACAGCUCCGAUUCCAUGAACAAUUCCCAAAAUUCCACCCUGAAUCUGGAAGAGCUGGAGCUGGAAAGCGACGACAUCUAUGAGGUGCUGCCAGAUGAGGAGAUGGACCCGCCAUUCCAGGAGGACGAGGAGGAUUUCGGGAGCGGGGAGGAAAAUUCCGACGAAGAUUAUUCCAGUUACUACCAGGGAUUGUGGGAUUGCCGCGGGGACAAUCCCGACGAGCUCUCCUUCCAGCGGGGCGACCUCAUCCGCAUCCUCAGCAAG
Ficedula albicollis (Collared flycatcher) is the source of this 732-nucleotide messenger RNA. It is a transcript of the gene SKAP1, whose product is annotated as src kinase associated phosphoprotein 1. The transcript has 8 exons. Gene Ontology annotation, molecular function: protein binding. The annotation marks the transcript as partial. NCBI's taxonomy places the organism in Eukaryota, Metazoa, Chordata, Aves, Passeriformes, Muscicapidae. The record is from RefSeq and is a predicted model, not a curated record. Gene Ontology annotation, cellular component: plasma membrane; cytoplasm.